Parasteatoda tepidariorum (common house spider) is the source of this 1497-nucleotide messenger RNA. RefSeq lists its product as uncharacterized. NCBI's taxonomy places the organism in Eukaryota, Metazoa, Arthropoda, Arachnida, Araneae, Theridiidae. The record is from RefSeq and is a predicted model, not a curated record.
UACUUAUGCUUAAGUACCACUAAAAUUUCUUUUCAGACAAUCAUUUCGGUAAAAUAUUUAUUCUGUUGUAUCUUAAUCUAUAUUCAGAGAAGUGGCCGAAAGGAAACAAUGCCUGACGCGGUACUUUGCAUAUUUAAAGACAAGUGCCAUGGUGUCACAUCGUCUGAUAUCAUUUCAAAAUACGAGUCAUUAUCGUCUGUUUAAGCUUUUCUUUGUAGCAAUGAUCGGUUUCGAAAAAGCGCUGCAUUUCUGUGUGUUGGGUGGCAGCAUCAAAUGAAAGCGAUAUUGUGUGUAACGUGAAAAUUUUCGAUUAAUGCUUUUUAUAUUUUUGAAAAUGGUGUUAAUUGGGACUAAUAUUUGUACAGAAGAAAUAAUGAAAUCAACAUUAGCUUUGGCAGUAUUUUUGGUAAUGAAUGCCAACGGUUGUUGCAAGGAAUCGGACUUUGACGCCUACAAGCACGAAGAAACGUCCAAUCUAACAACGGAGGAUGAAAUGUUCAUCAACUUCAUGCGACCUCAGCGAUUCACUCCUGGGACACUGUUGGGACUUCUGGUGGCCUCCAUAGUUGUGAUUAUCGGCUCUUUUCUAGUACUUUGGAGAGUGUGUUGCGAUGUUGAAAUAAGACUGGAAGGCAUGGAACCUUUACGCAGCAUUUCUCAGACUGUAUCUGACGAAAGAUCACCCCCAAGGCCAAACGACAACAGAUCUGUGUCAACACAAUCUUUGCUAGGACAUAGCUGUAGAUCUAGUGUUUUAGAAAUAGCUUGAAGGUUUGGUUCAGAGUAUUCUGAACCGCAAUUCCUUUCUCGGAAGCUGCGAAUUUUACGCUUCUUGAAUGUUCAAAAAAGUGCCUAAAUAGUUUUAAGUUGAUGUGUGCUAUACGAGUAUUAGCAAUUGAGUUGAGAGGCAUUAUGCUGGAAAAGCAAAAUAGAAGUUUGGUUUGGAAACCAAGCCUGCAUUCAGGUUUUGUGAAAUAUAACUAGCUAAAUGUCAUGUGAAUGUUAAUUAUGUACGUAAGCAUGGAUGAAAUGUGCAAAUAACAGUCUACUAUAGCAAAAAUGCUAAGAGGAUGUGUUUUAACUCUUCAUUUAAGCUAUUAGAUAUUUACUAGUUGCUUACAAAUAUUUUUGCAAUUUAACACACUUAUUGUAAGUGAACUUUCUAUAAAUGUUUUCUUUCAUGUGGACUGAAAGUGUUAUUGAUUAAGCCUUUAUGUGAGUGUGAAAUGUGAAAUCAUUACCUUUAUGUGAGUGCAAUAUUUUUGUUACGAUUUCGACGAAAUUUGAGUUUAAAUUAUAAAUUAUACACUUGUGGAUAUUUUGUGUAAUACAUGUUUUAUGCAAAAUUACUUUUUCUUGGAGUAAUUUUAGGAAGAAGAUUCUUAUCUUGAAAUUUACUUUUAAGAAAUAGCCCCAUUCAAAAGUAAAGUUUACAGCUCCAAACUGUAAAAUCAUAUAAACUUCAUCCUGUAUGGAUCGAAGAUUUCAUGAUUCUCA